Pneumocystis carinii B80 is the source of this 594-nucleotide messenger RNA. RefSeq lists its product as hypothetical. Gene Ontology annotation, molecular function: ubiquitin conjugating enzyme activity. The coding region runs from base 1 to 594 and encodes 197 amino acids. NCBI's taxonomy places the organism in Eukaryota, Fungi, Ascomycota, Pneumocystomycetes, Pneumocystales, Pneumocystaceae. Gene Ontology annotation, cellular component: nucleus. The record is from RefSeq and is a predicted model, not a curated record. Gene Ontology annotation, biological process: protein polyubiquitination; ubiquitin-dependent protein catabolic process. The transcript has 5 exons.
AUGAGCUCACCAAGAAGAAGAAUUGAGACGGAUGUGAUGCGAUUAUUGAUGAGUGAUUAUGAAGUAACACUUAUUAAUGAUAAUAUGCAAGAGUUUUAUGUUCAGUUCCGGGGGCCAGAAGAAACGCCGUUUACGGGAGGGGUAUGGAAGGUGCAUGUUGAGUUGCCGGACCAAUAUCCAUAUAAAUCGCCGUCUAUUGGGUUUAUGAACCGUAUUUUCCAUCCGAACAUUGAUGAGCUAAGUGGUUCAGUAUGUCUGGAUGUGAUUAAUCAGACGUGGUCACCGAUGUUUGGUAGUAUAGAGGAGAGGAAUAUUUUUAUAUUAAGAAAUCGUAUAGAUAUGAUUAAUAUUUUUGAGGUAUUUCUACCACAGUUACUUCGAUAUCCAAAUCCAUGUGAUCCGCUUAAUGGGGAGGCGGCAGCGUUAUUAAUACGGGAGCCUAAGACGUAUGAGAUGAAAGUACGGGAUUAUGUUUCUCGAUAUGCAACGAAGGAGAUUAUGGAGACAGUAAUGGUUGAGAACUCUGAAAAUGAGGAGAUGAGUAGUGUAGGUAGUUUUAAUUCAGAAGAUCCGGUAGCAGAAAUGGAGGUAUAA